Sinocyclocheilus rhinocerous is the source of this 6331-nucleotide messenger RNA. RefSeq names its product HECT, C2 and WW domain containing E3 ubiquitin protein ligase 1a (gene hecw1a). NCBI's taxonomy places the organism in Eukaryota, Metazoa, Chordata, Actinopteri, Cypriniformes, Cyprinidae. The transcript is spliced from 28 exons. Gene Ontology annotation, molecular function: ubiquitin protein ligase activity; protein binding. Gene Ontology annotation, biological process: regulation of dendrite morphogenesis; protein ubiquitination; ubiquitin-dependent protein catabolic process. Gene Ontology annotation, cellular component: cytoplasm. The coding region runs from base 111 to 4730 and encodes 1539 amino acids. The record is from RefSeq and is a predicted model, not a curated record.
CUUUCUGCUCGGGAUUAUCGCGUUUGGCUUUUAGGAUCGCGGCUGGAGUAUGAUUCACAGACAGCUCGUGCUGUCCCAGGGUUUGAUGUGCUUUGAGUCGCUGAAUCAUAAUGCUGCUACACCUGUGUAGUGUAAAGAACCUGUACCAGAGCAGGUUUCUGGGUCUGGCGGCCAUGGCCUCGCCGUCACGGAGCUCCCAGAGCCGGCGGCGGUGUAAGAGCGAGACACGCUUCAGCUCGGCUCGAUCCACCAGCGACACGGACCUGGUGUCCUUACAGAGCCGCUCCACCCUGAGCGCCAGCACCUCGCUCUACUGCAUCGGUCAAUCAGAAGACAUGGUCAUCUGCUGGGACGUCAGAGAGGAGGUGGACGCCGGCGACUGGAUCGGCAUGUACCUCAUCGACGAGGUUCUGUCAGAAAACUUUCUGGACUAUAAGAGUCGUGGCGUGAGCGGCUCCCACAAAGGCCAGAUCGUGUGGAGAAUCGAUGCCAGCUUGUACUUCAUGGAGGCUGAGACCAAGGUUUGCUUCAAAUAUUAUCAUGGUUUGAGUGGAGCGCUUAGAGCCACGACACCGAGCGUGACGGUGCGAAACCCCUCUGCCAAUGCGCUGAAGCCUGUCAUCAGUCAGGAGCUUCCUCAGACUCUGGGCAGCAGGAGGCUCAUCAGCUUCUCUCUGUCAGACAUUCAGGCAGUCAGUCUGAAGAAGGGAAUGUUCUUCAAUCCUGACCCGUAUCUGAAAAUCGCCAUCCAGCCUGGAAAGCACAGCAUCUUCCCUGCGCUGCCUCAUCACGGUCAGGAGAAACGGUCAGGCAUCAUCUGCAACACGGUCAACCCCGUCUGGAAGAGAGAGCGAUUUAACUUUGUGUCCCUGCCGACGGACGUUUUGGAGAUAGAGGUUAAAGAUAAAUUUGCCAAGAGCAGACCCAUCAUCAAACGCUUCCUGGGAAAGUUAGUUGUGCCUGUACAGAGGCUGCUGGAGAAACAUGCUAUCGGGGACCGUGUGGUGAGUUACACUUUAGGCCGACGGCUUCCAACAGAUCAUGUCAGCGGCCAGCUGCAGUUUCGUUUUGAGAUAACUUCAUCAAUUCAUCCAGAUGAUGAGGAGGUGUCCCUCAAUGCAAUGCCAGUCUUUGAUACGACACCUGACCAGCAGCCUGAGCAGGAGCUCAACGAGGACCUACCACCUGCUUCUGAUCUGCCUCUGGAGGACGCAUUGAGUUUGGGUCCUGACAUGCUGGAGCUGCCUGCAGAAAGUCCUCCAGAGGUAGAGACCCAGGAUGCCAUGCUGCUUACCUCUCUAGCUGAGCCCAGUAAGGAUACCCAACCAGAAGCAGAAGGAUCAGCUGAUGAGCUUGUAACAGCUCGAGGAGAGACACUACUGAGUGAUGCCACUCAAGGAGAAACUGCGGAGCAAGACCCUGGAAAAACAGAGUCCGAGGAGAUGCAGGAGGAAACGGUGGUGGAGACUCUUUUAGAGGUCCUGGAGAACCAUGAAGCUGAAGACACGGGUAGACCAACUGGAAUGGGACCUACUGGAGAGCAUGCAGAGGUUGAGGGAGGCACAAGCUCAGAGCAGGUUGACAUGAGGGUGGAAAGAGAUGGGAAUGAUGAAGAACCCUGCUCGCCAAGGAUGCGAACUGCCUUGAAGCGCAAGAGCCGUCCCUGUUCACUUCCCGUGUCUGAGUUAGAGACAGUCAUCACCUCGGCCUGUGAGGAACCAGAGACGCCACGUUCUCACUACAUCCGCAUUCAUCAUCUGCUGCACAGCUUGCCAUCAGCUCAGUGCCACAAUGACAGCCAAGAUGAAGACGAGGUACUUGACCCAGAAUCUUCUGAGGAAAUCACUGUGAAACCCCAAGAGGACAAAGAGGAAGAAGACGAGGUGUCUGAAGCACAGUCUCCAUCCAUCGUGCCCGAGUGUCCUAGACCUUGUUGCAGGCGUACCCUACCACGUAGCCUCUCCAUCGAGCGCCUGUCCGAACUCAACCAACUUUUGGAGUGCGAAAGACCCUCACCUUCCACCCUCCGACUGGAAAGCGAACACGUGGAAGUGGGUGGUGGAGGCGUAAACAGAAGGGAACCUCGAGAGAGUGAGUGCGAACUGUGUGACAAUUCCUGCUACAGCACUUCCUGUUACAGCACGUCCUGUUACAGCACUUCCUGUUACAGUAACUCAGGUUACGAGGGGCGUAAUCACCUUUGCAGCCAUACGCACCUCUCUUCGGUUGACAGCACCCGCCUGUCGGAGAGCACAGUUUUCUCCUCGCAGGAGGAAGAGGAGGAGGAGAACAGCGCUUUUGAGUCGGUCUCGGACUCCAUGCAGAGUCCAGAUAUAAGGGAGCCAGGAGACGGGUUGGUUCAUUGGAGGGAGUCGUUGUCAGAAGAAAGUCCCCAGAGAGAAGGGGAGGUGGAGAUGUCACCAGUACCUGGGUCUAGUUUUAGGUCAUCAGACUGGGAGGCCAGGAUAGACAGUCACGGCCGUGUUUUCUACGUGGAUCAUGUGAACCGCACCACCACGUGGCAGAGGCCCAGCCAUGCAGCCAAAUGCAGCGGCAUCCGGAGAUCCAAUAUUUCACAAUAUUUUAAAGCACAUAACAGGUAUCAGAACAUCCAGAGGACGAUGGCCACAGAAGAUGAACCGGCUGCUCGUGUAUCUGAGAGAAACAGCGGAGGAGACACAGAUAGUGAAUCCACACCACAAGCUGCAGAUCAGCGAAGGGAAGGUCCUUCAUCUCCUGUGAAUAAUCAGAGCGUCACGCUGCUGCUCCAGUCUCCAGCCGUGAAGUUUGUGGCGCACCCAGAAUUCUUCACUGUCCUCCAUGCUAACUACGGUGCGUAUCGGAUGUUUACUAACAGUACCUGCCUGAAGCACAUGAUUCUGAAAAUACGGCGAGAUGCUCUCAACUUUGAGCGAUAUCAACACAACCGCGACUUCGUCACUUUCCUCAACAAAUUCGCCGAUACUCAGCUGGAGCUCCCGAGAGGCUGGGAGAUCAAGACAGACCCGCAGGGCAAGUCGUUCUUUGUGGACCACAACAGUCGUGCGACGACCUUCAUCGACCCCAGGAUUCCCCUUCAGAACGGACGUCUGCCGAAUCACCUCACACACAGACAACACUUACAGAGACUGCGCAGCUACAGCGCCGGAGAGGCAUCAGAAGUGUCCCGAAACAGAGGAGCGUCUCUGCUCAGCAGACCUGGAAACGGUUUAAUAUCAGCUGUCAGGAAUCAAUACCAGCCCGAUUCAGUGCCUCUAGCUUACAAUGAUAAAAUUGUGGCUUUCCUGCGGCAACCGAACAUACUGGACCUGCUGCAGGAACGACAGCCGAGUCUCGCCAGGAAUCACACACUCAGGGAGAAAAUCCAUUACAUCAGAACUGAAGGUCCUCAGGGCGUUGAAAAGCUGUCCUGUGACGCAGACCUGGUCAUGCUGUUAAGUCUUUUUGAUGAGGAGAUCAUGUCGUAUAUUCCAUCUCACUCUUUCCACCCCGGCCUCAGCUUCUCUCCACGCUGCUCUCCCGGAUCCUCGCCUCAGAGUUCACCGGGCUUGCAGAGGGCCAGAGCGCCUGCUCCGUACCGCAGAGACUUUGAGGCAAAGCUUCGCAAUUUUUACAGGAAGCUGGAGGCUAAAGGCUACGGCCAGGGACCAGGAAAAAUCAAGCUCAUCAUCAGAAGGGAACAUCUACUGGAGGGCACCUUUAAUCAAGUAAUGGCCUACUCACGCAAAGAGCUCCAGAGAAACAAGCUCUUCAUCACCUUUGUAGGAGAGGAAGGUUUGGAUUACAGCGGCCCAUCGCGGGAGUUCUUCUUCCUGUUGUCUCAGGAGCUGUUUAACCCCUACUACGGUCUGUUUGAGUACUCAGCCAAUGACACGUAUACGGUGCAGAUCAGCCCCAUGUCUGCAUUUGUAGAGAACCAUUUGGAAUGGUUCCGUUUCAGUGGCCGUAUUUUGGGUCUGGCUCUGAUCCACCAGUAUCUGUUGGAUGCUUUCUUCACUCGACCGUUCUACAAGGCCCUGAUCAGACUAGUGACAGAUCUGAGUGAUUUGGAAUACCUGGAUGAGGAGUUCCACCAGAGCUUACAGUGGAUGAAGGACAACGAUAUCACGGAUAUCCUGGAUCUGACUUUUACAGUCAAUGAGGAGGUCUUCGGACAGGUGAUAGAGAGGGAACUGAAGUCGGGAGGCUCCAAUAUCCAAGUGACGGAGAAGAACAAGAAGGAAUACAUUGAGCGCAUGGCUAGAUGGAGGGUGGAGAGGGGGGUUAUGCAGCAGACCGAAGCCCUUGUAAGAGGCUUCUAUGAGGUUGUAGACUCCCGCCUGGUUUCAGUGUUCGAUGCUCGUGAGCUGGAGUUGGUCAUUGCAGGGACGGCCGAGAUCGAUUUGAACGACUGGAGAUCCAACACAGAAUAUAGAGGAGGUUACCAUGAUGGGCACGUUGUGAUUCGUAGUUUCUGGGAUGCGGUGGAGCGCUUCAAUAAUGAGCAGAGGUUGCGCUUGCUGCAGUUCGUGACGGGAACGUCCAGUGUCCCCUACGAGGGUUUCGCAGCGCUCCGUGGGAGCAACGGCCUGCGGCGCUUCUGCAUUGAAAAGUGGGGAAAGAUUACCUCUCUACCAAGGGCGCACACAUGCUUCAACCGUCUGGAUCUGCCUCCCUAUCCGUCGUACCCUGUGCUGUAUGAGAAACUUCUCACCGCUGUGGAGGAGACCAGCACCUUUGGUCUGGAGUGAAGAAGUGAGACUUGAUUUUAAAAUUUUUUUUUUACUGCGAAAACAUUUUCAAUAACUCAGUCCAUGAGAGACUUUUUAAACUUCAUCUGAGAAUUUUGUUUAAAAUAACUUGAAAUAGCAUGUUUCUGCACUAAAAUCUAAGCUAUGUAGUACUUUGUGGGAGUGUGGGGUCAGAAGCAUCAUGUAUGCAAUAGUGAAAACCUUGCAUCCUACUCAUGUUUGUCCUUGGCAUCAUCCUAUUGGUUAGGCAUCAGUACAUCUCCUUUCUGAUUGGAUAUUCCCUAAAAAUGUGGUAAAGUGUGAUUUUCAACACCUGGCUAUGUUUGAAACGGAAUACUAACAUAUUGCUUACUGAAUAUUGCACAGUAUAUACUGUACUUAAUACUGCCCACAUUUAAAGUUCUGUAGUAUGUGAACCAUAUGCAACAAAUAAACACUUCCAAGUGCAGUAUGCAAUGUAGUUGUCACACGACCUCGUUACACUGCAUGUUUAAAAAUUAUGUGUCGCCCACUUUUCAUAUCAGAAAUAAAAGUUGUUUUGCAUUUUAAUGUGUGAAUGUUCACAUAAUAAGUCUAGUUUUGGUAUUGCAUUAAGUAGGCACAUUGCAUUAUGGGAUACAAUAGUCUAGAUAUGUAAAACAUCAUCUAGGUGUUGUGUGCAUACAGAUAACAUUUAUGCUGUGCAUGUUAUGGAUACUGCAUAAAUAGUAUGAAUAGUAUGCUAGUAUGCUAUUCUGAACAUAACCCCUGAGCAAACCUGAGUUUAGGAGGGAUACAUUAACAGCACAUUUUCAUUUUUGGGUGAACUGUCCCUUUAAAUCAAAAUAAAAAAUGUUUAAUAAUUUCAUGCUCAUUUCAUCGGCUGAACUCCAAACCACAGCAACUGUUUGCCUUUACAUGAUUCCGAUGAACUGUUUCGCCUGAUUUAAUCACAUGGCUCAAAUACUGUUGAAAAUGUCAUUAAAAACGGAUUAUGUUUUUGGAGCAGAAAUGGUUCAACUCAAGUUUGUCACCUCACUCUCAAUAAUAUGAGCUCAAGCUUUAGAUAGGAAGCACACUUGGAAGCUCACUUGAUAGUGAUGUAAGCCACUUCAUUGUGUAACCAAAUUAGUGACACUAACACUGAGCUCAUCAGAACUUUCUGCCAGCAGCGUCCAUGUGGCUACGUUAUAAAUAACUCUCUAACUGUUUAAACAAUGCUUCUUAAAGCCAAAGCUGUUUUAGGUCACAGGGAUGAGCUGCAUUUAAUAAUGACACUGGCAAUGGCAUGAUAUUGGAUUCAUUCCUAGAUUGGCAUAAGUCCUCUUUUUCCCAGACAUGUCCUGGACGGAUUUUUUUAAAUUGCCUACAAUGUCUGGGUUUUGGCUUUAUUUUCCUAUUGACAAUCUCUCUACAGUCCUCAUACAUUAUAUGUUAUAUUGCAUUGCUUUGACUGUUGUCUGUAGAUCCCGCCUUCUCGCACACCACGAUUGGUUGAUACGUGCAAUGCCUGCAUGCUAUUGGUCAAACCACUUUUCAGUCAUUGCCUUCAGCAAGUGUGAAACAAAUAUGAAAACAAAGCCAAAAUGGACAUUUAAGGCAAUUUAGAAGUCAAGGGGGGG